AUGCCGGGAGUCGAUAUAGCGCCCCUCGUGGCCGAUGAUAUGAGAGUCCUGGGCCAGGACCCUCUAAUCCCUCCAGCACUACUUAUAUCUGAAAUUCCCAUGACCGACGCCUCCUUACAGACUGUUGUCAAGGGUCGAAGAGAUGCUGUCGCUAUCAUCAUGGGUCGUAGUGACCGUCUGUUAGUCGUCGUGGGUCCUUGCUCUAUCCACGACCCGACCACAGCCCACGAGUACGCGCAGCGCCUUAAGAAGCUUUCUGAGAAGCUAUCGGAUGACUUGUGUAUCAUUAUGCGGGCUUACCUUGAAAAGCCUCGGACAACCGUGGGUUGGAAAGGUCUAAUAAACGAUCCCGAUAUCGACAACAGCUUCCAAAUCAACAAAGGUCUCCGCAUAUCUCGACAAAUGUUCAGCGACUUAACUAAUGCGGGAAUGCCCAUCGCCAGCGAAAUGCUGGAUACCAUUUCACCUCAGUUCCUAGCAGACUUCAUCUCUGUUGGUGCCAUUGGCGCCCGUACCACCGAGUCACAGCUACAUCGCGAACUUGCUUCCGGCCUUUCUUUCCCAAUUGGCUUCAAGAAUGGCACUGAUGGAAAUCUUAACGUCGCUAUCGACGCUAUUGGCGCAGCAGCUUCUAAACAUCACUUCAUGGGCGUGACUAAGCAAGGCUUGGCAGCUAUCACAAGAACCAAGGGGAAUGAGCAUGGUUUCGUCAUUCUCAGGGGUGGCAGCAAGGGUACCAAUUAUGAUAAGGAGAAUAUCCAAGCCGCCAAAGAAACCCUGGCUAAGAAGGGACAAAAGAUGGCCAUCAUGGUUGAUUGCUCACAUGGUAACUCAAAUAAGGACCACCGUAAUCAACCCAAGGUUGCCAAGGUCAUUGGCGACCAAUUGAGGGAGGGAGAAAAGGCCAUAAUUGGCGUCAUGAUCGAAUCCAAUAUCAACGAGGGGAACCAGAAGGUCCCGCCAGAGGGUCCGUGUGGGCUGAAGAAGGGUGUGAGCAUCACUGACGCCUGCAUCGAUUGGGAUUCGACAAUUCAGGUCCUCGAAGACCUCGCGGCCGCAGUCCGAGCUCGGAGGGAGAAGAACGGCGCACUAGCAAGCAAUGGCCAAGGAGAAGAGCCGAAAACCACUCUAAUUGAAGAGGAAUAG
Messenger RNA from Hypoxylon trugodes, 1146 nucleotides. RefSeq lists its product as uncharacterized. The transcript has 3 exons. Lineage: Eukaryota; Fungi; Ascomycota; Sordariomycetes; Xylariales; Hypoxylaceae. The record is from RefSeq and is a predicted model, not a curated record. Gene Ontology annotation, molecular function: 3-deoxy-7-phosphoheptulonate synthase activity. Gene Ontology annotation, cellular component: cytoplasm. Gene Ontology annotation, biological process: aromatic amino acid biosynthetic process. The coding region runs from base 1 to 1146 and encodes 381 amino acids.